This is a messenger RNA of Pseudomassariella vexata, 3116 nucleotides long. RefSeq lists its product as uncharacterized. Lineage: Eukaryota; Fungi; Ascomycota; Sordariomycetes; Amphisphaeriales; Pseudomassariaceae. Gene Ontology annotation, biological process: ERAD pathway. Gene Ontology annotation, molecular function: protein binding. The record is from RefSeq and is a predicted model, not a curated record. Gene Ontology annotation, cellular component: endoplasmic reticulum membrane. The coding region runs from base 200 to 2713 and encodes 837 amino acids. The transcript is spliced from 4 exons.
GUCGGAGCUUGGUUGAUGUUGCGCCAGAGCUGUAACUUCCAGGUGUCCAGAUCGGUUUUGUAUUUGAUUGUUUAAUUGAACACGUCAACUUCCUCUAGCCGAACACUUGUUCCUCGCCAACAUUGAUCGGGGACCUUCACGAGGGGGACCAUGACACAAUUACAGAACUCAUCCUUUUGCUCAUAGCAGAAUAAUCACCAUGAGGCGCUUUAUCGUCUCCGCCCUCCUGCUCUUGCAGGCGGUCGCAAUUGCAUUUGCUAGCGAUCAACAAGUUAUCGGAACCCAGGAUGCUGAGAAAGCCACUACGAAGCCCGCGGCCGCGGCCGUGGCCGAAACCGACGUCACCCACGGAGCGCAAGGGCUAUGGACGCCAUAUCAGAAUGGUUGGGAACUAUUCGAAGCCGCCAUGGCUGAGUUCAAGAAGGUCAAGACGCCGCAUCACAAGAGGAGUAGGAAACAAAACGGGCUGUUUGGCACCAUCUUCCACUAUGCCCUGAAGGCGCUGCCGAGCCUGCGAAUCAGUGCUCCUCCCCAAGAGCACACUGCACCUGUCAUUCACGGGCCCCUCCUCGAGGGUGUCAGGCUCCUGCAGCAAUCGGCCGACCAGAACAAUACCGACGCGAUAUACGUCCUUGCCCAAAUGAACUUCUUUGGCAACUACUCCCACCCCAGGAACUUCAAUGUUGCCUUUGAGCAUUACAAAAGAUUGGCUGAGGUUAACGGAAACAGCUCCGCUCAGUAUAUGGUGGGGUUGAUGUAUGCAACGGGUCUAGGCGAUGCUGUUGAGAGAGACCAGUCCAAGGCACUUCUGUAUCACACGUUUGCGGCAAAUCAGGGGCAUACCCGAUCCCAGAUGACCAUCGGUGCCCGACACCAGAGCGGAACAGCGGUCCCCAAGAGUUGCGACAUGGCAUGCAAAUACUAUAAGCGAGUCGCCGAUAAGGCCAUCGCCUGGUAUCGGUCGGGUCCACCAGGUGGCAUGGCCAUUGUGCAGGAAUCGUACCGUCUUGCCGAUGAGUUGGGUGGGGUAUACGGCGAGGGUGCUAGCGUGGUGAGCUCCGGCAUCAAUGCUGUUCGACAUAGCCCUAAUUCCGACGCCUACGCCGCAAUCGACGACGUCAUCGAGUACCUUGAUCUGAUGUCCCAGAAGGGAGACUUCAAGGCAUCUUACAACCUGGGGAGGAUCUACUACGAAGGCCAAAGAGGUCUUGAACGAGACCCUGAUUUGGCGAGACGGUACUUCUUGACGGUUGCAUCCAAGUACUGGCGCGCUAAGGACGGACGUACCGCUGAUAAGGCCACUGUCAAGCCUGGUUUGGAGAAAUACGCGUCCAAGGCUGCGGGCUAUAUCGGUCGCAUGUGGUUACGAGGAGAAGGAUCGUUCAAACAAAACUUCGAUAACGCCAAGAAGUGGUUUGAACGUGGCAUCAAGCAUGGCGAUGCGCAAUCUCAAUGGGGUCUUGGCAUCAUGUUGCUCAAGGGCCAUGGAAUGCCCAUAGAUGUCAAGAGAGCAACGGCGCUCCUCAAGGCGUCUGCGGAUCAGGAAUUCACGUCUGCCCAGGUUGCCCUUGGCGCGCUGCAUCUCGACCAAGGCAACGCCGAUGAUUUACGAAUUGCUAAUCACUACUUCGAAAUCGCUUCUCGGUACGGCAAUAUUGAGGCCCAGUACUAUCUCGCCGAGAUGAUCCACCAUGGCGUCGGUAGAGACAAGACCUGCAACGUCGCUUUGGCAUAUUACAAAUUCGUCGCUGAGAGAGCAGAACCGCUGAUUUCCCCCUGGGCUGAAGCAAACCAAGCCUAUGCCGAUGGGGAUUACGAACUGGCGUUUCUCGACUACGUCAUUGCUGCAGAACAGGGCUAUGAGAAGGCACAGAACAACGUCGCUUACAUGCUGGACCCCAUUCAGUCACGACUACCGUUACCUUCCUGGCUGAAGAGUCAAACUCCGAAAUCAAGCCUACUUCAAAACUCGGCCUUAGCACUCAUCUACUGGACACGGUCAGCUAUUCAGUCUAACAUCGACUCUCUGGUCAAGAUGGGUGACUACUACCUCAACGGCAUAGGCACAGAACCUGCCAUGGAAAGGGCGGCACAAUGCUACACGGGGGCCUCGGAAUACUUCCAGAGUGCUCAAGCCUUGUACAAUCUCGGUUGGAUGCACGAAAACGGCGUGGGGUUGACACAAGACUUCCACCUUGCCAAGCGCUAUUACGAUCAGGCGUUAGAAACCAACGAAGAAGCUUACCUCCCAGUGACUCUCAGUCUCUUGAAGUUACGCAUGCGGAGCGCCUGGAAUACCUUUACUCAUGGUCAGAUCAACUCUAUUCAGGAUGAGCCUGCGAGCAAAAAGGUUUGGUCACUGAGCGAGUGGAUUGCCAAUUUCCUGAAGGAGGACAUUUAUUAUGAUGACGGAACUUACGAGGAUAUGUAUGGUGACACCAUCACCGGGAGUGAUGGGGAGCCGCUGGGCGACGAGUUCGAUGACGGGGUGAUCGAUAGUUUGAUCAUCUUGGGCUUGGCCGCUGUUAUCGUCGGCCUGAUUUAUUACCGCCAACAGAGACAGCAGGCUCACAGACAAGCGCAGGACAACGCGAUUAGAGCUGGGGGACUGGCUCCCCCACCGCCGCAACAAGCAGCACAACCUCAGCACGGUGUUUUUGCACCGGGUGAUCCGGCAAAUCCGCAGUGGGGUGCAGGCGGUAUAGGUCACUAGGAACGGGAUGACGAAGACGAACCAAUAGCCACGAUGAUGGCUUAGUUUUGUGGCAACGCCGGACAGAGCAGAGAAUGAAUGUUGAAUCGACUAUUGGGGCAUUUUUAAUCUUAGCACAAGCUUGACUGGACUACUAGAGUCACGGCUACUGGCACAUAAGCUAGUGAGCAUAUUGAAUGAACCCAAGAUGGCAAGCUAUCGUUUAGAAGAGCUCGGGCCGAUUGUACGAUAUCAUUGUGAUUCCUCGUACGCCAUCUCAACUUAGGGAUGCUGAUUUUCUGUGGUCAUGGGGAUGAACGUGCCAUGUGCGUUACAACGAUCAACCCUGAGCGGGAGCUAUAGACAGCUGCAAGCCCCUCAUUAAUACUCAAGAUAGUACAAUAUAAGCUUAUGCCAAAUGCGG